Molecule: messenger RNA, 938 nt
Organism: Theobroma cacao (cacao)
Lineage: Eukaryota; Viridiplantae; Streptophyta; Magnoliopsida; Malvales; Malvaceae
Product: putative glutathione S-transferase
Biological process (GO): glutathione metabolic process
Cellular component (GO): cytoplasm
Molecular function (GO): glutathione transferase activity
Source: RefSeq, a predicted model, not a curated record
CUAACACAAAAUAGAGAUCACAACAUGGAUGAAGUGAAGCUCUUUGGAUUUUGGCCAAGUCCUUUUAGCCUAAGGGUCAUUUGGGCUCUAAAACUAAAGGGUGUGAAUUUUGAAUACAUAGAGGAAAAUCUCCCCAAUAAGAGCGACUUGCUGCUACAGUACAACCCUGUUCACAAGAAGAUUCCAGUGCUUGUUCAUGGAGGAAAACCAAUUGCAGAGUCGUUGGUUAUUCUUGAAUACAUUGAUGAGGUGUGGCCAGAGAAUCCCCUGCUUCCAAAAGAUGUUCAUGAGAGAUCUGUUGACCGGUUUUGGGCCAAAUUCAUAGAUGAAAAGACUCGAACUAUGUGGGAAUUCUUUCAUAAAUUUGGGGAAGAACAGGAAAAGGCGGUCAAGGACAACCUUGAAAUUUUGAAAACAAUAGAGGAACAUGGGCUUGGAGACAAGAAGUUCUUUGGUGGUGACAAACUUGGAUUAACUGAUCUUGUCUUUGGAUGGGCUCUUCAUAUCUUGGUGCCUAUGGAAGAGGUAGCUGGAAUCAAGUUUAUCAAAGCCGAUACCUUCCCUCGCCUGCAUGCAUGGAUGAAGAAUUUCAGUGAAGAACCUGUAAUCAAAGACAAUGUCCCAGAUCACAACAGAGUCAUAGAUUUCUUUAAAACGAGAAGAGAAUUAUACAAGACAUCACCUCAUCAUAGUCAGACGAAAGUAAAUUAGCUAGUAAUAGCAGUUUGUAUUACGCAUUUAUGUUGUGAGGAAGAACUACUUUAAUCAGUUCUCUGUUUAAUUUUCAUGUUGGUUAAGGCUGGUUUUUAUUAGUUUAAGAAUAAUAGUACAUUAGACAAUGAUGUACAAGGAUUGAGUUUUCUUACCAUCUACAUCUAUAAGUAAUGUAACAGUAUAUUAAUCUCUGAGAUACAAUGGCAGCAGUCCCAGUUUAUUUA